Molecule: messenger RNA, 3091 nt
Organism: Cyprinodon tularosa
Lineage: Eukaryota; Metazoa; Chordata; Actinopteri; Cyprinodontiformes; Cyprinodontidae
Gene: mlpha
Product: melanophilin a
Exons: 16
Coding region: 2-1852 (616 amino acids)
Biological process (GO): intracellular protein transport
Cellular component (GO): cortical actin cytoskeleton
Molecular function (GO): small GTPase binding; myosin binding; actin binding
Source: RefSeq, a predicted model, not a curated record
GAUGUCACGUUGUCUGGUUAUGAAACUCCGCCCCUCUUCUCCGUGCGGCGGAUCAUGUGAUCAGCUGAUGCUCUCGGGUUUUUCCGGCUCUUUCCUUCAGUCAGCAGCAGCAGCAGAGCCUCUCAGACGCAAUAUGGAGCGGAAACUGGAUCUUUCCCGUCUGACGGACGAAGAAGCCAAACAUGUCUGGGAGGUGAUCCAACGAGACUUCAACCUCCGCAAGAAGGAGGAGGAGAGACUGACUGAGCUGAAGACUCAGAUUGAGAAGGAGGACACCAAGCGUGAGCUUCUGGGUUCUCAGAGGAACGUCUCGGAUUCUCUCUGCAUCCGCUGCCUGCAGCCCUUCAAGUUCCUGGUCAACAGCAAGAGGCAAUGUUUGGACUGCCGCAUGUUCACCUGCAAGUCCUGCAGCCGCUACAACAAGAAGGAGCACGGCUGGGUGUGUGACAACUGCCGCAUGACCAGGGUAUUAAAGAUGGGGACAUUAGGUUGGUACCACGACAACGUGAGAAACCGAUUUAAGCGGUUUGGCAGUGCCAAGGUGAUGAGGUCAUUAUACAAGCGUCUGAAUGGAGAUGGUGGCCGUGAUGACGACACUCAGAGUAUGCCGGAUGUUAACCGUAACCAUGGAUACAACUGUCCUGAGGAUGAUCCUGGAGAGGCCGAGGCUCAACACUACAAAGUGAUGAGGAAGAACAAACGUCUGCUGUCGGUUCAUCCCAUGGACUUUGACUCGGAGGAUUACCUUCCUAACUCACGACGGCCUUCUGUCCAGAUGCAGGAUGAUCGAUAUUACAGGAACGACAUGGAUUACGACUAUUACAGCCACAGAGGGAACCGCAGAAAGAGUCUGGACCGCUAUGCCAUGAGACCCGAGGACUUUGCAGAGAACCGGAUGGUCCGGACCCGCUCUCUGUCUAAGAUCAGCUCCUCGGUGGCCAGGCAGCAGUAUGUUGACACCUCGGAUGAGGAAGAGUAUCAGAGGCUCCCCCCUGUUCACCAGCAACCCCAUCACCGCCGGAAGAACAGUAGAGCCUCUUCACAGGAGAACCUGGGUCAAGCUCCACCCAUCAACGAACUCAACAAGCGGAUGUCGGCCAUUGAGAGUCUGCUGAGCCGCCUGGAGGAGAAGAUGACUCCUGCUGAUGAGGUCCUGAAUCCAUCUGCUCAGAAUGAGGAGGAGAAGUUGAGAAGGAAGCUGAGUGAGCUGGCAGGGAACCUGAGCGAUAAAGGCUUGUCGUCGGAUGAUGAGCCCAGGAAAAAGGCUUCCUUUGGAAUCAAAAGUUCGUCUGGCAUCAGGGGUGGAGCUGUGGUCCCUCUGGACUCACUGAAGGACAAAGAGCUGAGCUCGUCCAGCGAUGAGAUGCCAACAGAGGCUCAGAAGAGAUCCACUGCCGCCGCCCUCUGUGACCUCACCACUGAGGUCCUGAGAACCAUUAACGCCACAGAAAACGCAAUGGUCGAGUACGGCCUUGCAGAGCCGAUCGACAGGUCCCCCUUAGUUGGCACUGACGUAAAGCAGGCCGAUGAUGCUUUCAGGGAACUUGAGGAAAAUGUGUACGUCUCAGCCGGUCAGUCCUAUGAGCUGGAGACGAAGCUGCGGCGUCUAGAGCAAAGCGCCAAGAACCGUUUUGGGGGGACGACGGACUCUGAGCUGUCGGAGCUGGAGGACGUGGUGGCGCUGACUGCCGCCAGAGUGCAGAGCGCCGAGAGCGAGGUGUCGGACAUUGAGAGUAAGAUCGCAACUCUGAGCGCCAAGAAGAAGGUUUCUGGACCUCACCAGAAGAAAAGGGCAGCUUCAGACGCGCCGAAGAGUAACGGGGCUCCCUGGAGGUCCAGCACCAGGUUCUGAUCCAGUUCCAGUUCAGGAUCCUCUUCCUGCUUUUCUUCAGCCUCCUUCACUAAUGUUGGCAGAUCAGAACCAGGAUCAGAGGCCCUUUAUGGACCCAGAUUCUCCAUGACAGAACCGCCUGUUCCACCCAAACAGAAACGGGUCCAACAGACGAUGGAAGUGAUUUAAGGAAGAACUCCUUCCUUCUGAAACCAAACAUUAUUCCUUAUAUCAGUUUGGAUCAGAACUGAGAGGUUCCGACCCAGUUUGUGUUCCCUAAAGUCUUCCAUCGGCCUGCAUCUGAUCGGUUCUGGGUUCAUCCGACCAAUAAGAUCCUUCUUUAAGCUUCAAAUUCCGAAAAAGUAUCACAUCCCAGAAUGUUUCCACUUUAAGUAAUAAAUGAGAAGAAGGUCUAAACUGAUCUGAUCCUCGUAGAUAAAUGAUGGUAUGAAUGUUAUUAACAUUUUAUAAAUCACUGAAACAGAACCUGUCUGACUGCAUGAAGUAGGCUAAAAGAUCUGUAAAGGCAGAAAAUCACCACUUCAGGUUCUGAUGAGUCUCUGACCUCCAUCAGUCUAGAAAGGGUUCCGAACCAUUUCUAAGACUUUGGACUCCGGAGAACCAGAGUCAGAACCAGGAUCCACACAUGGAACCUAACCCUAACCACCACCAUUACUCCAGGAGGUCCUCAAUGACUCAUCCAGGAGGUUCAGGAGCAUCUAGAGCUCUACAGGCCUCACUGCUCCAGUUAAGGUCAGAGGUCACGGCCCAACAGUCACAAAGAGACUGGUUCCAGGACCACUGCCGACCCAAAUGAAACAUAAAGACCCGGCGCACAUUCUCAGAGACCGCUACACUCAGACAUGGUGGUGGUGGUGUGAUGGUCUGGGUCUGUGAUUGAUGGAGCCAUGAGUUCUGCCCUCUAGUGGAAGAUCCACUUGGUCCACCUCUGAAAAAGCUGCUUUGUGGGUGGCCUAGUCAAAGUCUGAGAUGCUGGAAGCCUUCAGCAAAGCCAAGUCAAAGACUCGGUAGCAGUUAUCAGAACCGCCUAGAUGUAGGUCCAGGGAGUGAUUACUUUUAUGGAUGUUUAUCUUAAUAAGUGACUAAUGAUUGAAAACAGUUUUUAAUUUUCUCUUAGAUGACCUUUGAUAAAAACAUGGGAGCUGAACCAUUUGGACCUUUGUUAGACUCUGAUCCAAUCACUAAAUCCUGCUGAUUCUCUAACAUGUUCAUCGCAUUAAAUAAACUCAAUAAACAGCC